This is a messenger RNA of Emiliania huxleyi CCMP1516, 1251 nucleotides long. RefSeq lists its product as hypothetical. The record is from RefSeq and is a predicted model, not a curated record. The transcript is spliced from 2 exons. The coding region runs from base 56 to 1033 and encodes 325 amino acids. NCBI's taxonomy places the organism in Eukaryota, Haptophyta, Isochrysidales, Noelaerhabdaceae.
GCAGAGCGAGAGCGAUUGUGUGCCCCACCCCUACCAACCCCCUCAGCCGUCACCGAUGAGAGCUCUGCUCGUUUCGGCCCUUGCCGUCGGCGCCAGAGCCCACGGGCACAUGACGAUGCCGGCGCCUCGGCCGACUGCGUGGGUGAGCGAGUUUGUCGGCGUGCACCCGCAGCUGUACAGCACAAACACGACCCACAUCUACCGGCAGCCCACGCACACCGUGCAAAACGGCCCAUCCUUCCACUACAACGAGGCUUCGUUCCGGUGCCACGAUUUUGCCGCCGUGAGUCCCUCGACGACCAUCACGGCAGGCGGCGGACUCGAGGUGGAGUGGAAGCUCGAGGCGCGGCAUCCGGGAGAUUGCGCGCUGUACAUCUCCUACGACGCCGACAAGGACCGACCCGUCACCUGGAUCAAGCUCUACGACUUUGUGGGUUGUAUGGACCAGGCCAGCCUGGCUGACUACCUCCAAGACGACAGCUGGACUGACCCGCUCGAGGUGAAUCGGUACACGAUCGCCCUCCCGAGCUGGCUGCCUUCCAGCGACCACGCCGUUCUACGCUGGGAGUGGAUCGCGGUCCAGGCUCUCGCCAACAUCGAGCUCUACGUCACGUGCGCCGACGUGCGAGUCGUGGGAACUGACGAGCCGGUCGAGGCGUUUCUCGACAAGGUCAGCCCAAAGCCAGAUGAAUACCAGGACCUGUUCACUUGCAUCGCGGGCUGCUUUGUCGAGAGCGGCUUUUUGGAGGAGUCCGGCAACGCGAACGUCGAUAGCGUCAUCGCAGCACUAGCUGCCGCUGGAGUGGAUCUGCAGGGGCUGACUGCGGGGGAGGAGGACUCGACGGAUACGGAGCCCACGAUCUCGAGGGCUGCUGCCAUCGUCCUGGCCGCGGCCGGCGGGUUUGCCGUUGGCAUCCUCUCUGCGCUGCUGGCGCUCUUCCUAGCUCGCAAGCUGUGUCCCCCGGCCGAGGCUGCUACUCGCAAGACCACGAGCUUCGACAAGACGGGGACGCGUGUGGCGGGGCAUGUGUGACCUCUCUUUCAGGGGCCGAAAGAGAGGUGUGUACGUGAGCGGAGAGUCCAUGCGCGCGCAGCACGCGGGGCAUACCGGCUUGUACGCGUGCGGGCCCGCCCGGAGUGCCGGAGAGCGAGACAGUCCAAGGGGAGUGAGAGAGAGCGAGACCGAGACGGCAGACGCGCGACGGGGUCGUGUACCGUCGGGUCUCUAUUUUAAGAUGAGGUAAACAGCAA